CUACAUUACCACCCAAAAGGGAAAUGUCUGCAUCACCAUCCAUACAUCAUUAUCAAAUUUUUAGUUUUGGUUAGAUUUGGCUGUUAAGAUGGCUGGGGAUGAUUUGGCUGCAGGCUCAAGCUUAGAGACCUACUCAACACUACUACAAUGGAUGAAAUCUCACGGCGGAGAUCUCCAUGAGAAUGUCCAAAUCACCUACAAUGAGCGACAAGGAACACAUAUACGUGUCUUAAAGGAGGGCGUGCCCAGCAACACACAUAUAGUCAAGACCCCAGUCGCGACUACCAUGUCGUAUUUCAACGCCAUUGACCAUCGUGUGGGCGAUGUCCAUUUCCCCUCUCAUGAGGUCAAACUUCCCCAUUCAUUUGUGGAAGCUGCUGGGCCUGAAGAACUAGCCAUAUUUUUCUUGAUAGGCCAGUAUCUACGAGGGUCCGAGAGCUUCUGGCAUCCGUAUCUCCGGACACUUCCUCAGCCGGGGGCCUUGACUACCCUCCCUUAUUAUGAGGAGGAAGAUGAUUUGGAAUGGCUGGAAGGGACGAGCUUAGUGCAGGCGAGGAAGCAGAAGGUUGCACAGCUUAGAGAGAAGUAUGAGGCUUCGUACGGUGAACUCCAAAAGGCUGGUGUUGAGGGCAGUGAGAAGUACUCAUGGGACCUAUACCUUUGGGCAUCGACUAUCUUUGUCUCCCGAGCAUUCUCAGCAAAAGUGCUUUCUGGCGUGGUCCCUGAACAUGGACUGCCCGAAGAGAAUGUCUCUGUCCUCCUCCCCUUCAUCGACAUUCUAAACCAUCGACCAUUAGCGAAGGUCGAAUGGCGUGCUGGAAAAGAAAACGUUGACUUCGUCAUCCUGGAAGACGUCCCGGCAGAACAAGAAAUUGCGAACAAUUACGGCCCUCGCAACAACGAGCAGUUAAUGAUGAACUACGGUUUUUGUCUCCCAGAUAACCCCUGCGACUACCGUACUGUCGCUUUGCGAGCACCACCGGGGAGCCCCCUCCAAGUUGUGCGCGAGCAGCAACGACAGCUAUUCCCCAAUAUGAACACAGACAGCGAGGACCCUUACUACGUGUUCAACAUCUUCUAUCCCCUUCUAGCACCGGGUACUCCCAUGGAACACUCAAUAUUCUCGCCGGCCCUCUUCAACGCAGUCUCAAUUCUAGCCGCAAGCCAGCGCGAACUGGAAGCAUUGGAAGUAUCAGAGCACGAAAUCCGAAUCUCAAAUGCAUACGGCAACUCUCGGGCCGCUCUUGCAGCCAUUAGCCAGAUAAUAAUCGAGCUGAUUACACAUAUCGUGAGACUGAGGUCUUCUGGACCCGGCUCACGAGAGCCAGCGAAUCUCAAACAGACGCACGCAAAGAUUUACCGCGACAGCCAGAUCAGACUAUCCGAGUCUGCUCUUGUCAUCGCGGCUUGGAGCCUGAAGCGUGCACGCGUUCACGGCCUAAGAGGAGACUGGGAGGGAACGAAACGUCUUCUCGGAGAGCACAUGGCCCGCAUUCCCAAGGGAAAGUUCCCAGACGCAGUACAAUCCCGUAUCCAAGUCAGAAUACUGGAACGGCCGUCUAUUCUCAAGGCAACUGGCGAGCUGUUUUCAUUCGAUGAGCUACUUAGCCUCCUACCGGAUGAAGUACGGAAGCUUUGCCAAGAAUGUUCUAGUACCGUUCUCAAGAACGCCUCGCGCAAUAUUCCAGCCCUUAGAGGCAUCACAGUACAGGCAUCGCCGUUCAGAUUCCCACUAUUCGUCUGUUUCGUGGUCGCAGUUCAUAUCACGAAUAGACACAAGCAUGACAUAGGGUCUGGAGAAAGCCAUAACUUCCUCCCUCCGCGGCUCUCUCAGUGGGCUAGCUUCAUGCUCGAUCAUUAUCUCCCUCCACCAGACGAUGUUGCAUGGGCAGUUGAAGAUGAAGGCGAUGAGACCUUGCUCGGCGAGUUCGACGAAGUCCUCGAAACAAUGCGUGCGCAGAACUCUGAGAUAUUCUCCAAGCUGGAACCAUUCACUGGCGGGUGGCAAGGAGAUGCUUGGUGGCUCUCGCCCAACUGGGUGCGCUGGGCGUGGAUGAUGACGGAGCAGGAAUGCGUGCAGGCCCCAGAGGACCCACUGGCACUAUUAUCUUCUGAAGGCUCCGGGAACGUAAUGUUAUCAACGGAGACGUACUUGUAUAUACCACAACCUUUAGAGUGAGGCGUUGCUCUCAGUAGCAUGAAGAAUCAAAUCUCAGGGAAAUACCCCUUCAAUAACGCUCUCAUCUCCUCGCUCUGCGCCAGCCCAACAACCCUCUUUGUAUCCCCCUCAUCAUGCGGCCUAAACCCCUUUUCUAGGAAUAGCUGCGCGAUCUGAACAUUGUCACAGUCAACAGCAAAUCCGAGCGGGUGCUCGCCGCUCUCAGUCUCCUCCCGUCUCUUCUCCCUCCACAAGUCCACACCCCCAUUAUCAAGCAAAACCCUCAUCAUUGCCAUCAUUUCAGUCCCCUUCAUAUAGCUAAUAUACUCCCACGGAUCGUCAUAUCCGUGAUACCAGUUGAGUAUAAUAUCCAGACUCGCACCAGCCUUCAACAAAGCCUCGGCAAUCUCAACCUUCCAUACAAGGAUCGCGUACCCCAGCGGCGUGUUACUCCGUAAUUCGGACUCAUAACUGUCUGAGUCACUCAUGUCUUCGAGCUGCGGUUUAUACUCUAAUAGAGCUUUGACAGCAUCUAAAUCGCUCGUCACUAAGGUCAGGGAGAGGAGAGGCACUCCCUUGUCGGUUGUAGAUGGAUCAGCACCGAGUGAGAGAAGGUAGGACAUUGCAGCUGGGUAGGGGGUUGGUGUUGUGCAUGUUAUUAGGAGAGUGUUUAGGCGGUGUCGCGCUCUUUCGCUCUGUGUCUGUCCCGGGUGUAGAUGUUCUUUCUGCGCGGUCCUGCGUAAUGAUUCGAGGAUAAGGCCUGGGGAUGCAUGUGCCUCAGUUAUAAGUGUUUCAACGGUAUUGUUUUGCAUGAAUGCUUCUCGAAGUAGCUCGUUCCAGCUCUCUGGGGUGGCUGUCAGUGUUGGUGAAAUAGACUCUGAACAGGGGGCGCACUCGAGACAAGGAAUAUCUUCUGCAAGUUUUGUUUAUUCGAAGUGGCAACGGCAAAAUUGGGGGCAAGAUGCUCGAAGAUGAGUCGGUGGAUUUCAAUGGGGAGAUCGUCCCACGACAUGGUUGAGUUUAGGAGCACGGUAGAAAGGGGUGUAAGUUGUUGUGCCAGAAAGUGUAAUGAGGUCGGUUACAAUACGACCAGCGUCCGUAGAGCUCGAACU
Messenger RNA from Aspergillus calidoustus, 3270 nucleotides. The record is from the annotation of a GenBank genome assembly. Lineage: Eukaryota; Fungi; Ascomycota; Eurotiomycetes; Eurotiales; Aspergillaceae.